AUGUUUGUUUAUUUCUAUUCUAAAAAUGUCUUAUCAUCAUCAUCAUCAUCAUCAUCAUCAUCAUCAUCAUCAUCAUCAUCAUCAUCAUCAUCAUCAUCAUCAUCAUCAUCAUCAUCAUCAUCAUCAUCAUCAUCAUCAUCAUCAUCAUCAUCAUCAUCAUCAUCAUCAUCAUCAUCAUCAUCAUCAUCAUCAUCAUCAUCAUCAUCAUCAUCAUCAUCAUCAUCAUCAUCAUCAUCAUCAUCAUCAUCAUCAUCAUCAUCAUCAUCAUCAUCAUCAUCAUCAUCAUCAUCAUCAUCAUCAUCAUCAUCAUCAUCAUCAUCAUCAUCAUCAUCAUCAUCAUCAUCAUCAUCAUCAUCAUCAUCAUCAUCAUCAUCAUCAUCAUCAUCAUCAUCAUCAUCAUCAUCAUCAUCAUCAUCAUCAUCAUCAUCAUCAUCAUCAUCAUCAUCAUCAUCAUCAUCAUCAUCAUCAUCAUCAUCAUCAUCAUCAUCAUCAUCAUCAUCAUCAUCAUCAUCAUCAUCAUCAUCAUCAUCAUCAUCAUCAUCAUCAUCAUCAUCAUCAUCAUCAUCAUCAUCAUCAUCAUCAUCAUCAUCAUCAUCAUCAUCAUCAUCAUCAUCAUCAUCAUCAUCAUCAUCAUCAUCAUCAUCAUCAUCAUCAUCAUCAUCAUCAUCAUCAUCAUCAUCAUCAUCAUCAUCAUCAUCAUCAUCAUCAUCAUCAUCAUCAUCAUCAUCAUCAUCAUCAUCAUCAUCAUCAUCAUCAUCAUCAUCAUCAUCAUCAUCAUCAUCAUCAUCAUCAUCAUCAUCAUCAUCAUCAUCAUCAUCAUCAUCAUCAUCAUCAUCAUCAUCAUCAUCAUCAUCAUCAUCAUCAUCAUCAUCAUCAUCAUCAUCAUCAUCAUCAUCAUCAUCAUCAUCAUCAUCAUCAUCAUCAUCAUCAUCAUCAUCAUCAUCAUCAUCAUCAUCAUCAUCAUCAUCAUCAUCAUCAUCAUCAUCAUCAUCAUCAUCAUCAUCAUCAUCAUCAUCAUCAUCAUCAUCAUCAUCAUCAUCAUCAUCAUCAUCAUCAUCAUCAUCAUCAUCAUCAUCAUCAUCAUCAUCAUCAUCAUCAUCAUCAUCAUCAUCAUCAUCAUCAUCAUCAUCAUCAUCAUCAUCAUCAUCAUCAUCAUCAUCAUCAUCAUCAUCAUCAUCAUCAUCAUCAUCAUCAUCAUCAUCAUCAUCAUCAUCAUCAUCAUCAUCAUCAUCAUCAUCAUCAUCAUCAUCAUCAUCAUCAUCAUCAUCAUCAUCAUCAUCAUCAUCAUCAUCAUCAUCAUCAUCAUCAUCAUCAUCAUCAUCAUCAUCAUCAUCAUCAUCAUCAUCAUCAUCAUCAUCAUCAUCAUCAUCAUCAUCAUCAUCAUCAUCAUCAUCAUCAUCAUCAUCAUCAUCAUCAUCAUCAUCAUCAUCAUCAUCAUCAUCAUCAUCAUCAUCAUCAUCAUCAUCAUCAUCAUCAUCAUCAUCAUCAUCAUCAUCAUCAUCAUCAUCAUCAUCAUCAUCAUCAUCAUCAUCAUCAUCAUCAUCAUCAUCAUCAUCAUCAUCAUCAUCAUCAUCAUCAUCAUCAUCAUCAUCAUCAUCAUCAUCAUCAUCAUCAUCAUCAUCAUCAUCAUCAUCAUCAUCAUCAUCAUCAUCAUCAUCAUCAUCAUCAUCAUCAUCAUCAUCAUCAUCAUCAUCAUCUCAUCAUCAUCAUCAUCAUCAUCAUCAUCAUCAUCAUCAUCAUCAUCAUCAUCAUCAUCAUCAUCAUCAUCAUCAUCAUCAUCAUCAUCAUCAUCAUCAUCAUCAUCAUCAUCAUCAUCAUCAUCAUCAUCAUCAUCAUCAUCAUCAUCAUCAUCAUCAUCAUCAUCAUCAUCAUCAUCAUCAUCAUCAUCAUCAUCAUCAUCAUCAUCAUCAUCAUCAUCAUCAUCAUCAUCAUCAUCAUCAUCAUCAUCAUCAUCAUCAUCAUCAUCAUCAUCAUCAUCAUCAUCAUCAUCAUCAUCAUCAUCAUCAUCAUCAUCAUCAUCAUCAUCAUCAUCAUCAUAUGAACUGA
Schistosoma curassoni is the source of this 2046-nucleotide messenger RNA. The record is from the annotation of a GenBank genome assembly. Lineage: Eukaryota; Metazoa; Platyhelminthes; Trematoda; Strigeidida; Schistosomatidae.